Micropterus dolomieu (smallmouth bass) is the source of this 2364-nucleotide messenger RNA. RefSeq names its product actin-related protein 3B-like. The transcript is spliced from 12 exons. Gene Ontology annotation, molecular function: actin filament binding. Gene Ontology annotation, cellular component: actin cortical patch. Lineage: Eukaryota; Metazoa; Chordata; Actinopteri; Centrarchiformes; Centrarchidae. Bases 141 to 1400 code for a protein of 419 amino acids. The record is from RefSeq and is a predicted model, not a curated record.
GAGAGAGAGAGAGAGGACUACACUCUCUCUCCAUCACAUCAUCAGACUCCGCCUCGCGCUCUCCGGUCUGUACCGAUCCGGUCACAACAGCUGACCACCGGCGGCUCUGCGGCCGGACCGAGCGGCAGCAGAACCACAACAUGGCCCUGCAGCAGCUGCCCCCGUGCGUGAUAGACUGCGGGACCGGGUACACAAAGGUCGGCUAUGCUGGGAACACAGAGCCGCAGUUCAUCAUGCCGUCCUGUAUCGCCAUCAAGGAGUCGGCCAGCGUGGGAGAGCAGGCUCAGAGGAGGCUCGUACGAGGAGUCGACGAUCUGGACUUCUACAUCGGAGACGAAGCAGUAGACAAACCCAACUAUGCAACCAAGUGGCCCAUCCGUCAUGGGAUGGUGGAGGACUGGGAUCUGAUGGAGAAGUUCAUGGAGCAGAUCAUCUUCAAGUACCUCCGAGCCGAGCCUGAGGACCACAGCUUCCUCAUGACGGAGCCUCCUCUCAACACCCCAGAGAACAGAGAGUACCUGGCAGAGAUCAUGUUUGAGACCUUCAACAUACCUGGACUCUACAUCGCAGUACAGGCCGUGUUGGCGUUGGCGGCGUCCUGGACGUCUCGGCAGGUUGGACAGAGAACUUUGACGGGCAUCGUCAUCGACAGCGGAGAUGGAGUCACGCACGCCAUCCCAGUGGCUGAGGGCUACGUGAUUGGCAGCUGUAUAAAACACAUCCCCAUCGCAGGGCGGGACAUCACCUUCUUCAUCCAGCAGCUGCUCAGAGACAGAGAGGUGGGGAUUCCUCCAGAGCAGUCGCUGGAGACCGCCAAGGCCGUCAAGGAGCGGUACUGUUACAUCUGUCCGGACAUUGUGAAGGAGUUCACAAAGUACGACUCUGACCCGGGGAAAUGGAUCAAACAGUACCGCGGCGUCAACGCCGUCAGUAAGAACGCCUUCCACAUUGACGUGGGCUACGAGCGCUUCCUGGGUCCUGAGAUCUUCUUCCACCCCGAGUUCGCUAACCCAGACUUCAUGCAGCCUAUCUCUGAUGUCGUCGAUGAUGUCAUUCAGAGCUGUCCAAUCGAUGUGAGGCGACCCCUGUACAAGAACAUCGUGCUCUCCGGAGGAUCCACCAUGUUCAGAGACUUCGGGCGGCGACUGCAGAGAGACCUGAAGAGAGUCGUGGACGCCCGCCUGAAACUGAGCGAAGAACUCAGCGGAGGACGGAUAAAGCCGAAGCCGAUGGAGGUUCAGGUCGUCUCUCAUCACAUGCAGCGCUACGCCGUCUGGUUUGGAGGCUCCAUGUUGGCGUCCACGCCGGAAUUUUUCCAGGUGUGUCACUCUAAGAAGGACUACGAUGAGAUCGGCCCCAGCAUCUGUCGACACAACCCCGUGUUCGGCAUCAUGUCCUGAUGACAGCAGCAGCUACAGACGGCUAGCGUGUUGACCUGCUACGUUGUUAGCUUGUUAGCCUGCUCCCCAUUAGAUAGCCAGAAAGCUAGCCUGUUAGCUCCUUUUUUAAGAUUGCUGGCCUGUUUACCUGCUAUCGACUAGCCACCUGCCACUUAGCCAUUAGCCUGUUAAUCUCUUGCCCCAUUCAGUUUUUAGCCCGCUAGGCUACUAGACUGUCAGCAGGCUAGCUCAGUCUCACCAAGUACACAGACUGAAACAUAAGAAACAGUUAAACCAAUAAAAUUUCCCCUCAGAGAACUUAAUACUUCUACAAAACACAAGAGAACCUUUAUCCAGAAACAUUUAAAGUUGUCCAGACCUUAAGAUGAGGUCUAGCUAGCUGACAGUCUGCUAGCUGCUAGCCUGUUAGGCAUCUUCAAACACCUAGCAUUGUUUAAGAGUGGAGAAGACAGACUUGUUUGAGAGUCUUCUUUUCUCACAGCGAUCGGCAGAUCACAGAUUCAGAUCCAAAACAUCUUCACCUUCGUCCAGGAAGACAUCUAAUCCAUUCAUAACAAAUCCAGUUCCAGUAAAGCUGCGAAGAUACUGCCAAAGCCUCCACCAACAGUUCAGGGCCAGUGUGUUGGUCUGCUGCAAACGAACCUCUGAAUGAAGGGUGAAAGAUUUCUUUAAGAUUCAUUAAUUCAGAAGUUCUGUUGACACUAAUCCUGUUUUUUCAAACUGUCAGUGAUCGUCUCUUUGUUUUGUUUCCUCUUCACAUCCCGUGUUUGUGUCCAGUUUAGAUUUCAUUCAGCUCCAAGCAAAGAUAGUCUGAUCACAUGAAGUCUAAAUUCAGAUUGUUGUCACACCUCAAGCUCAGUGAUGUCGUCUCUAAGCUAACGGCAUUAACAGCAAUGGCUGUUUCAGUUUGUAAAGCACUUCACCAAAGUGAAACAGGCAGAAGUGAAUAUACCAAUCGCAGCAA